Molecule: messenger RNA, 1508 nt
Organism: Cuscuta campestris
Lineage: Eukaryota; Viridiplantae; Streptophyta; Magnoliopsida; Solanales; Convolvulaceae
Source: the annotation of a GenBank genome assembly
UGUAAAAUGUGUGGAUCCGUUUCCACCGAUGCCUCACUUCACUGUCAAUCCUCAGUUGAUUUUGUUGUGAUUUUCGUUUUACAAGUGCAAUGGAGAGCGAUAACGCGCCGCCGAACCCGGCUGCGAAUCAGCUGCCAGGGGCAGAUUCGUUGCCGGACGGAUUUGUGGAUAGCUCCACCGACGGCUCAUAUGCUCCAAUGUCACCCAGGAUAGCGUCGCUACACGCACCGGAGUUGACAGAUUAUAAGGAGGAUACGCUACUGGAGCCCGAAUUGAGGCCAGGCGUGAUUGUCAAUCAUAUACAUUUUGAUGCACCUUCUGAUAGUGUGCUUAGAGAUGCGGACGAUGAAGUUGGAGUGGAGGUACAAGGCAGCCCCGAGAAUUCUAUCCAAAAUCAGCAGGCACCCACGAAGAAGGAGACACUGCCACAAGAGAGCUCUGAGCACCGAAAAAUAGAAGCCUCUGAAGGAAAACGGAAGAACGCAAAACGUGGAUUUAAAUCAGAGAAGGAAUUUUUGGAGUUCACUUUAAGAUAUCAACAAGUUCUUACUGAAAGAGAUUCAGCUAUUGCUGUUCGGGAUAGACUUGAGUCAUUGUGUCGGGAAUUGCAACGUCAAAACAAGACACUGAUGGAUGAAUGCAAAAGAGUUUCAACCGAAGGUCAAAAUUUGAGAUUGGACAUAUCAAACAAAUUUCGAGAUGCAAUCAAGGAAGUAAGCAACAAGAUGGAAGAGCAAAAGGAUGAAUGUCUAUCACAGUUGAAGGAGAAUGAGACGUUAAAGUGCAAAUUGAAACAAGUUGCGGAGCAGUAUGCUGUAGCUGAGGAGCAAUUCAAUCUUAAGUUGAAGCAGAAGGAUCUUGAACUCCAGAUAGCUGAUUUAAAAAUCAAGCAACAUGAAGAGAAAAUAUUGCAAGAAGAAUCCAAGAUGAAAAUGUAUGCAGAACAAGUCUCUGAAUUAUUGGCUACUGAAAAGAAUUUGAGAGUUCAGUUAACAGCUGAUGGUGAAAAGUUCCAGCAAUUUCAGGAAGCAUUGUCAAAGAGCAAUGACGUAUUUGAAGGCUUUAAGGUAGAAGUUCACAAGAUGUCCAAAUCUAUAAAAGAGCUCAGAAAGGAGAAUGCUCUCUUGAAGAGCAAAUGUGAGAAUUCAGAUAUUGCUCUCGUAAAGCUGGCUGAAGAGCGAGAGCACAUGAAGAAGCAACUAGAGAGAACGCGGAACCAGAAGGAGAAACUUGAGUCAUUGUGCCGCUCACUUCAAGCCGAGCGUAAGGCCAGUUCCACUGCAAUUGGCAGUGGCUCCGAUUCAGUCCUGGCUUGAAAAUUAUCAACUCCGAUGACAACUGAAAAUCAAAUGGUUAGAUUGUUUUGUGGCUAAUGGAUAUAUAUAUGGCACCUGUGUUUGUAAUGCAUCUAUUUUACUCACCUUCUCCCUCACAUUAUCAUAUUUUUCAAGGCAUUUGUGCAUUGCUCAUAUGCAUUUUGACUGUUUACAUAAAAGGUUAAUUGCAUC